Molecule: messenger RNA, 633 nt
Organism: Schistosoma haematobium
Lineage: Eukaryota; Metazoa; Platyhelminthes; Trematoda; Strigeidida; Schistosomatidae
Exons: 2
Coding region: 20-415 (131 amino acids)
Source: RefSeq, a predicted model, not a curated record
GCUGUAGUUUUUAUUGGAAAUGUCUUCAACAUUUAAUGUUUUUAGUCUAAUCAUCGUACAUAUUAUAUUCUCCUACCUCAAUACUAAAACUUGUUGUUUGGUACAAAAUAAUACAUGCGAAUUCUUACCCGUCAUGGAAGAAAGCUGCCUACUUUAUGCAUUAGGUAAAAAGGAAUGUGUUUCGAAGAAUGACAUACAAAAACUCGGAUCAUCCACAGUCAACUCAGACACAGUCAAUGAAAUGAGAAAUUUAUGUAAACAAACUAGAAGUUGUACUUUACGUUUGAGUCAAUGCAUUUCACCAGCCUUCGAGGACCUAAAAUGUGAAAUUGACCCAGUACUUAUUCAAAUGUGUCGAGAUUUUAAUAUUCAAGUUAAAGAUAAUGGAGAUUCAGGAAAAGCAGUCUGUGUUUAACAUAUUUUGUUCACUUUAACAAAAAUAUGAUGUAAGGUUAAAUGUUUUGUUAAAUAUUUAUAAAGGUGUUCAGAUUGAAUCACUUAUAAAUGGAGAAAUAUAAUGUGUAUUUUUACCACAAGCAUUAGUUUUGAUAAAUUUACUGCUUAACUUUAAUUUCAAGUAUUGAAAUAUAAAACAAUUAUGUUAGCACUUUUGUUUAAAAUGUCUCUUAUAGC